AUGGCAACUAUGUGACAUUGCUAUAUUCCACAAUACCUAUAUGCUACUGCAAUAUUAAAUUUCAUUUCUUUUAUCGUCCUAUUUAUCCAUCACUUACAGUGACUACAUAACUUUUUACAUUUCCGUUAAGUCAACACAUGCAAAUUUAUUAACUGUAAAUCAAAAUGAUAGGAAUUUCACUUUCGCUGUUAAGUUGGAUAGGUAUAAGUCCUGUACCAUAUGCUGCUUAUUUAAUUGGUACAACUGAACCUGCCCUUAAGCUAUUGAUUUCUAUAUUAUUAGGGUAUCCAUUAGGGAUUAUAUAUAAUAAAUAUAUCAAAGAAUACAAGGAGUACAGACAUCUUUUUUUCAUUGGGGCUGGUCUUGAUAUUGCUCUCUAUAACUUUGGCCUUUCAUUUUAUCAUAAUGCCAUUCCUGCAAUAGUUAUUUAUAUCACAACAAAAUUAUUUGGUCCAAGUAAGGAGAAUGCAAUAAUUACAUUUAUUUUUAAUAUGACUUAUCUCUUGAUUGGGUAUGCACAAACGGAAUCAGAAGACUAUGAUAUCACGUGGACAAUGCCACAUUGUGUCUUAACAUUAAAACUCAUAGCUCUAUCAUUUGAUAUAUGGGAUGGUCAGAAAAUGAAAAAUGGAGAAAGUCUUUCUGAGAAUAGUAAAAAAACGGCUCUCACAAAUCCACCUACUUUCUUCGAACUUAUUGGUUUUGUUUACUUCCCUGCUUGUUUCCUUGUGGGUCCCAUAUUUUCAUUCAGAAGAUAUAUCGACUUUGUUUCUGAUAAAUUCCCCAUUGAUAAAGAAGCACCAAUGCUAGAAACACAGGCAUUAAAGAGAUUUAUACAAGGCAUGAUCUAUUUAAUUGCUUUUCAAGUUGGCAUAUCCGUUUUCAGCAUGAAUUACAUGCUCUCUGAUGAAUUUUAUAAUACUUCCAUAAUUUAUCGUCAUUUCUACAGUGGAUUAUGGGCACAUUUUGCUCUUUAUAAAUAUAUCUCCUGCUGGUUACUUACAGAAGCAUCCUGCAUAAGAUUUGGUCUGUCAUACAAUGGCACAAAAAAGACGGAAUAUGGAGAAGUAACAAGAUGGGAUGGCUGUAACAACAUUAAAUUAAUGAGAUUCGAAGGAGCAACUAAGUUUCAGCAUUAUAUUGACAGUUUUAAUUGUAACACUAACCACUUUGCUGCAGAAUACAUAUACAAACGUCUUAAAUUUCUUGGUAACCGUAAUCUUAGUCAAUUUUUCACUUUAGUGUUUUUGGCUUUAUGGCAUGGCACACGGUCUGGUUAUUAUAUGACUUUUUUCAAUGAAUUUAUAAUUAUAUAUAUGGAAAAAGAAUUGGAAGGUAUACUCUCAAAGUCAGAUUACUAUCAUAAACUUUGGGCUUCGCCAGCAAAAUACUUAUUGUAUGGCAUUCUUAAAACUUACACUAUUGUUUUCAUGGGUUGGAGUUUAAUUCCAUUUGAUCUCAAAGUAUUUUCGAAAUGGUGGCAAAUAUAUGCCAGUCUCUAUUUCUCAGGCUUCAUACUUUUCUUGCCUUGGGCUCUAGUAUAUAAACCAGUGCUUUUGAAAGUAAUGAAAAUGUUACCACCACAUGUGCAAUAAGGACUUCUAGAUUAAGUUCUAACAGACAUUACAUGCAAUUAAAAACACCAAUGAAUAGAAAAUAGCAACAGUAAUAUACAAAAAUUUAUAUAAAUUCUCCACUUUAAUUCUCCAUAAACAAAAUUAAAUAUCUUAAUAUAUGUUUGCAAUCGUGAGGCUCUUGAUACUCUUAUAUCUAUAAUAUGCAUAGUCUUUGUUUAUAUUUAUUUUUCUUUUCAUUUGACUUUCUGAAUUAAUAUAAGUACAUAUAUAUAUAUUAUUCUACUAUUUAUACAUUUUAUUGUCCCCUUUGUUGCAUACAAGAAAACAAUAUGUCAAUCAAUGGCUGUUAGUAAGAAUUUGAAACUAGGUUAGGUUUUCUUAGGUUAAGGAGAUAAAUAAAGUUGUAGUAGUUUGGUGUGAACAUUAUUUUACAAUUAUUGGUCUUGUAAUACUAGGGGAUUUGUUAUGGUAGAUAAUGUGGAGUUUAUAUCCAAAUGAAGGUUACAAUUGUUAACUCCUUUUCCACAUUUUAGACGUAAGAUAUUAAAUUGUGUCAGACUAGUGUGCCUCGGUGGUUGGUUAUUAGUGUGAUGUUAUAUAAAUUAAAGAUUCUUAUAGUUUUGUACAUAACUUGCUUAUAAUUGUGUGGAUGAAGUUUCACGCAUUUUAAUGCUGAGAUUGUGUGAUUGUUUGAAAUUGUAUGUUAAUUAAAACAACGUUGAAUUAUACAAAUAAAACACAUUAUGAAAUACAAUUUGAAGCUUUAUAACCACACUCACCAACUACACUUAGAUAAUAAAAUAUCUGCUUGUAACUUAACUAUUAUAAGCACUUUUACUGGGUUACCAUCUUGUUGAUGACUUCUACUUAAAAGCAGGACUUUUUUGUUUGUCGGAAUAUACUACUUACUUAAACAUAAUGCAAUAUUAUUGAAUAUGGGUUAUUCGUUUUCCCUUUAAUGGAAGGAUGCGAUAUGACGUCAUUCAUUGCAAUUUAUUGGUAACUUAGCUUCACAUAUUUAUCUAAGACUAGACAUCACCUGUACAGUAAUAGUAAUUUUAGUAUGUAAAAUUAAUAUAAAUUUUAGUAUCGGGUAACUGAAUGCGACCUUGUAUGGGAACCCAAUUGUUAUGUUUGAAUAUAUUUAAAAAUGCGAAACUAUAUUGCCUUAUAAAAUUAUUGUAUUAAAUAAUUAUUAUAGUUAUUUGUUUAUUAAUGUCAAUUUUAUUUGAAUUUUUUUUUCUUUAUAUCAUGCAUAGGUACAGUCCAUAUUAAUUAUUUUAGUAAUAAAUUAUUUUAAAAUCG
This is a messenger RNA of Danaus plexippus (monarch butterfly), 2882 nucleotides long. It is a transcript of the gene nes, whose product is annotated as lysophospholipid acyltransferase 5. Lineage: Eukaryota; Metazoa; Arthropoda; Insecta; Lepidoptera; Nymphalidae. The coding region runs from base 165 to 1595 and encodes 476 amino acids. Gene Ontology annotation, cellular component: membrane. Gene Ontology annotation, biological process: lipid modification; phosphatidylcholine biosynthetic process. The record is from RefSeq and is a predicted model, not a curated record. Gene Ontology annotation, molecular function: 1-acylglycerophosphocholine O-acyltransferase activity; lysophospholipid acyltransferase activity. The transcript has 4 exons.